Messenger RNA from Saccharomyces kudriavzevii IFO 1802, 399 nucleotides. RefSeq names its product peptidylprolyl isomerase family protein FPR2 (gene FPR2). The coding region runs from base 1 to 399 and encodes 132 amino acids. NCBI's taxonomy places the organism in Eukaryota, Fungi, Ascomycota, Saccharomycetes, Saccharomycetales, Saccharomycetaceae. The record is from RefSeq and is a predicted model, not a curated record. Gene Ontology annotation, biological process: protein peptidyl-prolyl isomerization. Gene Ontology annotation, molecular function: peptidyl-prolyl cis-trans isomerase activity. The transcript has a single exon.
AUGCUACUAAAUAUAUACCUUCUCUUCACGUUUUUCGCCACAGGUCUAGCAGGUUCAUUGACGGAUUUGGAGAUCGGCGUUACCAAGAGAAUACCCGUAGAAGAAUGUGUAAUUAAGGCGAUGCCAGGAGAUAAAGUUGAAGUUCAUUACACAGGUUCCUUACUGGAAUCAGGAACCGUUUUUGACUCAAGUUACUCAAGAGGCUCCCCCAUCGCCUUUGAACUAGGUGUUGGCAGAGUCAUCAAAGGUUGGGAUCAAGGUAUUGCCGGCAUGUGCAUUGGCGAAAAAAGGAAACUACAAAUUCCAAGUUCAUUGGCCUAUGGUGAAAGAGGAGUUCAAGGUGUCAUUCCUCCAAGCGCUGAUUUGGUGUUUGAUGUUGAAUUAGUGAAUGUGAGAUGA